Messenger RNA from Vigna umbellata (rice bean), 2911 nucleotides. RefSeq names its product G-type lectin S-receptor-like serine/threonine-protein kinase B120. Gene Ontology annotation, molecular function: protein serine/threonine kinase activity; ATP binding. NCBI's taxonomy places the organism in Eukaryota, Viridiplantae, Streptophyta, Magnoliopsida, Fabales, Fabaceae. Gene Ontology annotation, cellular component: plasma membrane. The record is from RefSeq and is a predicted model, not a curated record. Gene Ontology annotation, biological process: recognition of pollen; protein phosphorylation.
AAGAGGAGCCAUUGAACCUUCUUCUUUAUAUUUAUUAUUUACUCAUUUCUCAUCAUUCUUAUGCCUCAUCACACCAAACCACGUAAUCCUCUGUGUAAUCUCAGGGACAUGGGCAUGAUCACUGCACCCAAAUAUACAAACUUUCUUCUCCUUCUCUUCUUUCUCUGUUUUCAUGCCUCGUUCUCUCAUGCUGUCAAUUCCCUGACAGGAGAGCAAGAAAUCAGAGACAACAAUGGUGAUGACAACUUGGUGUCAGAAGACCUCAGCUUUCAAAUGGGUUUCUUCGGUUUUGAUAACUCUUCAAGGUACGUUGGGAUUUGGUACCGCAAGUUUCCUAGUCCGGCUACGGCAUUCAUAUGGGUAGCAAAUAGAGAGAAACCCAUCAUGGGAAGAGGAGGUUCGAUCAAAAUCAAAGGUGACGGAAACUUGGUUGUUUUCGAUGGAGAGAACAACGAGGUGUGGUCAACUAACAAGUCUAUAUCGACUAGAAACACAACAGCUGUUCUUGGUGAUGACGGGAACCUUGUUCUUUCAGAAGAAUCAGAACAUGAGAAAAAGGUGUGGCAAAGCUUUGAGAAUCCAACUGAUACCUUCGUGCCGGGUAUGUCUCUACCAAUUAAUGCUGGAACGAGUAUGUUCAGGUCGUGGAAAUCAGCAACGGAUCCUUCACCGGGAAACUACUCAAUGGGGGUUGACUCUGGGGGAUCAACCAUACAGAUUUUGAUUUUGGAAGGGGAAAAAAGGAGGUGGAGAACUGGGUACUGGGAUGGUAGAGUAUUCACUGGUGUCUCUAAUAUGACAGGAAGCUCUCUUUUUGGUUUUAAACUUAAUGGGAAUCAUUUUACAUAUACAUGGAAUGAAACUGAAAAGGUGAGGUUUCAGAUAACCUGGGAUGGGUUUGAAAAGAAGUUUAUAUCGAAUGAAGAUGAGACACAAUGGAAUAAUACACAACACGAGCCUUAUAAUAAUUGUGAGCAUUAUAAUUUUUGUGGCAAUUUUGCAGUGUGUGAUAUCUCUAAGGCAUCUGUUUGUAGUUGCUUGCACGGGUUUCAACAAGGGGAAUUGAGUGAGUGGAAUGAUGGAAAUUCAGGGGGUUGUAAGAGGAGGACUCCACUGAAGGCUGAGAGAAAUAGUUCUGGAACUGAGGUUACUGUUGGUGAUGAUGGUUUCUCCGUUAAAAGAUGUACAAAGUUGCCAGAUUUUGCACGUCUGGAGAGUCCUUCUAACGAUGAGGAAUGCAAGCGGUUUUGUCUGCAGAAUAGUUCUUGUACUGCGUAUUCAUAUACAAUUGGAAUUGGGUGCAUGAUUUGGUAUGUGGACUUGGUCGAUGUUCAACACACUGAAAAUGAUAUUGGAAGUGUACUCAACAUCCGUCUUGCUGAUUCUGAGUUAGAAGCAAACGAUGGAGAGAAAAAGUCCAAAACAUGGAUAAUAAUAAUAAUAAUAACUGUUGUGGUGGGGCUCAUCUGCCUUGGGAUCUCUGUAUUGCUGGUAUGGAGGUUUAAGAGAAAACGUGAAGCUUCCCCGGCUUCGGCUAACAACAUUGGUGAGUUUUCGAUCAUUGAUCCAACGAGGAGUACAGAUUUAUCGACAGAAUUUUCAGGAUCAACUGACUUAGGUUUGGAAGGGAAUAAGGCAGAGCUUCCAUUCUUCACUUUGAGCUUCCUUGCAGCAGCAACAGACAAUUUCUCCGAAAAAAAUAAGCUGGGACAAGGGGGAUUUGGUCCUGUAUACAAGGGGAAGCUUCCAGGAGGAGAGGAAAUAGCUGUUAAGAGGCUUUCAAGAAAGUCUAGUCAAGGAUUAGAGGAGUUCAAGAAUGAAAUGAUGCUAAUAGCCAAACUACAACAUAGAAAUCUGGUUAGACUGCUUGGAUGUUCAAUUCAAGGAGAAGAAAAAAUGCUGGUAUACGAGUACUUGCCAAACAAAAGCUUGGACUGUUUUUUAUUUGAUCCAGUGAAGAAAACACAACUAGACUGGACAAAGCGCUUUGAAAUAAUUGAAGGCAUUGCAAGAGGGCUACUUUACCUGCACCAGGAUUCAAGACUACGAAUAAUUCAUCGGGAUCUUAAAGCAAGCAACAUUUUAUUAGAUGAAAGCAUGCAUCCAAAAAUUUCAGACUUUGGCUUAGCCAGAAUAUUUGGAGGAAACCAAAAUGAAGCAAGCACAAACAGAGUGGUUGGUACAUAUGGCUAUAUGUCGCCGGAAUAUGCAAUGGAAGGUCUCUUUUCAGUUAAAUCUGACGUCUAUAGUUUUGGUGUACUGCUACUAGAGAUUAUGAGUGGCCGCAGGAACACUAGCUUUCGCAACACAGAAGAUUCAAGUCUCAUAGGAUAUGCCUGGCACAUGUGGAGUGAGCAGAGAGUAAUGGAACUUCUUGAUUCUUCCAUUGGUGAUUCAACUCCAAAGAGUAAAGCAUUGAGAUUCAUACACAUAGCAAUGUUAUGUGUGCAAGACUCAGCAUCUCGCAGACCAAACAUGGCCUCUGUAUUGUUAAUGCUGGCAAGUGAAGACACAACUCUUCCUCUGCCUAAACAACCUUUGGUCACUGCUUCCAUGAGGAAAUUUGAUGAUGGAGAUCAAUCUUAUAGCGAAGGCCUUGACGUGUCAAACGAUUUGACAGUUACAAUGGUGACAGGGAGAUAGAAGUGUUUAUGCUUUUUCCUUCAGUUUUGUUUAGACUCUUAUCAUCCUAUUAAAGUACAAAGCAUUUUGUUUAGUCCUUUGUAUAUAUAAUUUAUAAACCAACAAAUCUUUUUAGACUCAGAAAAAGUGCCUUGAUUCCUGGUCAAUGAAUGAAGUAUUCUAGGUUGAUGGCUCUCGUAUGGAGAGAUCAUAGCACACCAUCAUGCAUGCAAGUUGUAUAUUUGUUUUUAGCAUUUACAUUGAUUUGUUUUUUUACACGUAGUUUUGA